UGUAUUAGUCUACUCACUGCGAGCUCAACUGCCCACUGCGUGCGUGUAUAUAAGGCAGCUAUCCCCUUCACCAAAUCAUCACAAGCUAGACACUUGCAUCUGCCAAAGAUCGAUAAGUUGCUACCCAAACCAUUCCAGCCUUGCCUCGAACACCAACAUUUCCCCAUCGAGUUCCUGUUUCUCCUUCAUAGGCAUCUAGCAACCCCAGCAGCAAGCCAUGAAGCAAAAGAUUGUCAUUCAGUUGAGCAUGUCCUGUGACAAGAGCCGGGCCAAAGCACUGACGCUUGCUGCCAGAGCAGCCGGUGUGACGUCCAUGGGCAUAACCGGCGACGCCAGGGACCAGCUGGAGGUGGUAGGCGAUGGCGUCGACCCGGUGUGCCUUGUCUGCUGCCUCCGCAAGAAGCUCGGCCACGCCCAAAUCAUCAAGGUGGAGGAAGUGAAGAAGCCGGAGGAGAAGAAGAAGGAUGAGCCGAAGCCGGCGCCGGCCGUGCCCGUGCACCCGCCGCCGUACUACUACCCGCCCAGCUACUAUCACCACCAGUACCAGCCACCGCACAUGGUCGCAGACGUCUGCGACGAACAGCCCGGGAACUGCCGGACCAUGUAAUUGCCAGGGAACGAUUUUGACGUACUUUAAUUUUGUCAGCAUGUAACUUUACACAGUUAGAUGUA
Molecule: messenger RNA, 672 nt
Organism: Triticum dicoccoides
Lineage: Eukaryota; Viridiplantae; Streptophyta; Magnoliopsida; Poales; Poaceae
Product: heavy metal-associated isoprenylated plant protein 16-like
Exons: 2
Coding region: 218-607 (129 amino acids)
Source: RefSeq, a predicted model, not a curated record